AUGGAUAUUUAUUGGGAAUUAUCCGAUUUUGAUAUACAUACUCGUCAACAAGGUAUUGAAAAAUUAUUAGAAUCACUAAAAACUACAACAUCAAAUGAUGAUGAUAAUAAAAAGGAUUCAUCAACUCAAAUUGAUUAUGCAAUUUCACGAUUAAUCAAAGGUCUUGUAUCAAAUCGUAAAUGUGCACGUAUUGGUUAUGCUGCUACACUUGGCACACUUGCAAAACUUACAGAUAAUCAAUCGACAAUACCAUCAACAGAUGAUUUUAUUUCGUCAAUACAAGAUAAAUUAACAACAAAAAAAGAAACUGGUGUUGAAGAUGCAAAAAAUGUUCGUAUUGGUCGUGUACUUAGUUAUAUUGCUUUAGCUUAUACACAAAAAGAUACAGAUUUAUCAAGUUUAUUACCAAAAAUUCUACCGGAUUUACUUUUAAUACGUACACAAGAAACACGACGACGAUUACGAACAUUUAUUGAUGCAUCAAUUAUUCAAUUAGCUAAAUGGAGUGGUCGUAAAUUGUUUAAAAAAGAAAUUUUACCUCAUAUUCAAGAAUUACUACCAACAAAUUGGCAAAUGAGUGAUGAUGGAACAAAAUCAAUCUUUUUGUUGAUUUCACUUGUUAAUCUUUAUCCCAAAAUUAUUGAUCAAGAAUAUUUCAAAUUACAUUGGAAUAGUAAUAUGUUAUCAUUAGGACGAACAACAGAUGAACAAACAAUAAUAAAAAAAUGUUUACAAUCGUUUGAUAAUGAACUCCAUUUAUUAGAACAAUUAACGAAAGAAUUGCUUAUCUAUGCAAUUCAUACUCAACAAUUAUCAUCAUUUUGGCCAAUACUUGUUGAUGAGUUAUCAAAUAUUGGACUUGACUCAAAUAAAGGUCAUAUUUUACUUGAUUUAAUAACAUUCUGCUUUCAAGAACAAGAAAAUUCAAAAUCAAUCAAUACGAUUGAAGCAAUUCUUGAUAAUAGUCAAGUUCUAAUGGGUCAAAUACUUGAUUUAUUAUCAUCAUCAGGACGAAAAAUGCAUCAUCAAGCAUCAAUUGAAUUAUCUAAAAAUGCUCUUGAAAAACUCGCACAUACAAUUGCUAAUCGACCAUUAGAAGAGCGAUUACGUUUAUUUGAAAAAUUAUUAAAUUGUGCAAAUAAAAAUUAUACAUCUCUUAAUACAGUAGCUAAUGCUGUAUCAGAAAAGUUAACUGUUGAUGAAUUAUCAGAGUAUGUUAAAUUUAUUAUUGGUUUAUUUUGUGCAGUAUCGAAAGAAGAUGAAGGUGCUCUUGGACGUCGUCGACAUUUUCUUCUUGAAAUACUUUCAAAUAUAUGUAAUUGUUCAUCAUUCGAUUUAAAAACCAGUUCUUGUGGUUUAUUAUUCGAAAAUAUUCUAUCCAUCUAUGUUCUACUAGCUAAUUUUAAAUUAAAUAAACAUACACCAAAACAGUUACAAGAAUUUCUUCAUGGUCCUAUUGAAUUAUCGGAUAAUACACGAGAGCAUAUUGAAGAUAUGAUAUAUAAAUUUCUUCUGUAUGAAUUUCAUGAAAAUAAAUAUGAACACAGUUUCAAUGUUUUUCAAAGAUCAAUUCAAUUGUUAGAAUCACCUAAACAUUAUUCAGCAUUAUUUAAAAAUGCUGAAGAAUUAAAAACUUAUUUGAAUGAAAAUGGUGAAAAAUUAUUUGAAUUUAUUCGAGGAAAAACGAUUCAAUCAUUACCAGAUGAAAAACUUCGAUUAGCAUUUCAACAAGUAUUUGUUUUAAGUUUUUAUGAUCUUUUUGUUGAUUUUAAUCGUGCGAAACAAUAUCUUGAUGAUUUAAUGACUUGUACGAAAAAUGCGCAUACACAACUUGUUUUGAAAAAGAAAGUUAAAGAACAAUCAUCUUGGAUUGAAGUAUUAAUUGAUAUAUUAUUAUCAAUGUAUACAAAAAAACAACAUGAUAUUCGAUCAAUUAUUAAGAAAAUUUAUCAUCAAAUAGUACCUUAUGUUAAUGAAAAUGCAUUGAAAUUAAUGUUACAAACAAUUACUACGGAAAAUGAAAGUGAUGAUGAAGGUGAAAGUGAUGAAGAAGACGAGGAAGAUGAACAUGAAGAUGAAGAUGAUGACGAUAAAGAAAGUGAGGAUGAAGAGUCCGAGAGUGAAGAAGAAUCAAUGGAUAAUACUGAUGUUAAUGAAGAUCUUCGACAAGCUGUAGAAAAAGCACUUGGUGAUGCAGCAGUAAAAGAAGAUCAAGAAGACGAUAUUGAAAUGGAUGAUGAAGCUAUGCUUCGUUUAGAUCCACUUAUUGCUGAAGCAUUUCGAUCACAAAUUAAAAAAUCAUCAAAUAUAAAAAUAAUUAAUGAAAAACUUCAUCAUCAAUUUCGUGUACUUGAUCUUAUUGAAUCAGUUAUUAAAAAAGAUGAUCGAAUGCGUUUUGUUCUAAUAAGUAUUCGUCCAUUAAUUGAAACAUUAACAAGUUUAUCAAAUACACCAGCUUAUAAAACAAUGAUUGAAAGACUUGAUUCAAUUUUAUGCCAUUUAUCAAAUCGAAAGAUUGGUCAUUCAGACAUGCCAACAACUGAUGAAUGUUUAGAAUUAUUUCGUUAUUUAACAUCAUUAGCUGGAACACGAACAAAAUUGACUACAGAUACAUUAUCGAAAGUAUCGAUGUUUGUGAUUAAAUUAUGUUUACACGUUGGUAAACAAGAGAAUCGUUUAGCCGGUGUUGAAGAAACAAUUUUGACGAUGUAUGAAGGCGGAUUUCUUCGUUUUCUCCAACCAAAAGCACCAAAAGAAAAAUCAAAAAAGAAAAAGAAUAAAAAAACUGAUAAGGAUAAUGAUGAUGAUGAUAGCGAUGAAUUAAGUGCUAAUCAAUCAGUUGUUCAUCCAAGUAUUAUCAAAGAAUUUCUAUUACGUUUUCCUGAAUACGGAACUCGUCUUAUGUUAUUAAUGGUUCAAACAGCUAUGAAAGAAAAUAUCAAUUGGAAAAAACGAAAUAUUGUAUGUGGUACAUUAAAUAAUUUUUUCAAUAAGAAACAAUUAGAUAACGUGGAUGGUAAAUUAUUAAAAUCAAUUAUCGAUCUUCUUGUUACGAUGUGUCAUGAUUCAAAAUCAUCGAAAAUGGAAUCAUUACAUAUUAUAACAGUAUUAACUCAAAAAUUAUUAUUGAUUCGUAAUCCAACAUUAACCGAAAAACAAGCAUCAAAUUUACUUGAUGCUAUUUCAUUAGCAAUUAAAAACAAACCAAUCAAUAGUGAUAAACAACGUAAACAACUUCUGAAUCUUAUACAAUCAUUUAAGAAAAGAUUUAACUUAACAAUUGAUGAAGAAGUUAUGAAUAUGUUAACAAAGAAACGAAAAUCACCAUCAUCGUCAUCAAUAACAAAUAAUCAAUCACAAAAUAAACAAAAAAAAUUAAAAGCAAAUCAUACUGAUGUCUCCAAUGGAGAUAGUAAAGAACCGGUUGUCGAUUGUCGACAAAUGCCAUUUAAAGGAAUUAGUGUUGAAACAUAA
This is a messenger RNA of Adineta steineri, 3474 nucleotides long. The record is from the annotation of a GenBank genome assembly. NCBI's taxonomy places the organism in Eukaryota, Metazoa, Rotifera, Eurotatoria, Adinetida, Adinetidae.